Molecule: messenger RNA, 1771 nt
Organism: Mandrillus leucophaeus (drill)
Lineage: Eukaryota; Metazoa; Chordata; Mammalia; Primates; Cercopithecidae
Exons: 3
Coding region: 184-702 (172 amino acids)
Source: RefSeq, a predicted model, not a curated record
ACUCUGGUUGUGGGCGGGACCAGACGGUACCUAGGGGGAUCUGGGCGCAGCCAAUCCUGGCCCGAGGAUUGUGUUGGGGGGCUUGGCAGGGGGUGUCCUACCCCCCUUUCUGGGCAUCCUGGGGGAUGACCCCAGCGCCAGGCCCGGCGCCGGCCGCCUGAUGCCAGGCAAGCUGAGCUGGGGAUGCUGGAACGAAGGGCGUUGCUAUGGCAACGGGAGGCAGGGCCUGGUGGGGGGGACCGGGCCCGAGCUGGGACCGGGGGGGCCGGCGGUGGCUGUGGUGGGACGAUGGCGGAGCGCGGCCCGGCCUUCUGCGGCCUGUACGACACGUCCUCGCUGCUGCAAUACUGCAACGAUGACAAUUUGUCGGGCACGAGCGGUAUGGAAGUGGACGACCGCGUGUCGGCGCUGGAGCAGCGGCUGCAGUUACAGGAAGACGAGCUGGCGGUCCUAAAGGCGGCGCUGGCGGAUGCUCUGCGUCGCCUGCGGGCGUGCGAAGAACAGGGAGCUGCGCUCCGCGCGCGGGGCACCCCCAAGGGCCGGGCGCCUCCGCGCUUAGGCACCACUGCCUCGGGUAUCCCCGUUAGACUGGAGGGGUGGGAUGGGGAGGACCGGGGCCUGGUCCUCAUACUCACCCUCUUCUGUCCCCAUCCCUCCAGUGUGUCAGCUCUUGAAAGGCCUUCCCACCAGGACGCCCCUUAAUGGCUCGGGACCCCCGCGGCGCGUGGGUGGCUAUGCCACGUCCCCAUCCUCUCCCAAGAAGGAGGCGACCUCCGGGCGCAGGUAAGGCACAAGGCCGGGACCCCCAGCCUCUUCCAAGACCUCGUGGGAGACAGAGGUGGUUUGUUUGCCUGAGCUUCAGCAGCAGAAGGUGCAGGGAGGAUGUCGCCCGCUCACGGCACUUGCCUGCUGGCCUCGAAGGCUCUGCCGCCAACUGUGUGUUCUCUUUUAGCAGUGUCCGCCGCUACUUGUCACCAGAGCGCCUGGCCUCGGUGCGCCGCGAGGACCCCCGCAGCCGGACCACAUCCUCCAGCAGCAACUGUAGCGCCAAAAAGGAAGGGUAAGGACUGGGGCGGCGUCAAGCAGCAGAAAGAGAUAAGGAGGAAGUGGUCGAGAAAUGUAGUCAUGCCCCAGGCCACGAGGUCGUAACCUAGAGUGGGGCCAGCUGGUUCAAAUGCGGGGACAGUGCCAGAGCCUUGGAAGGACCAAUCUUGAGGUGGCACGGUAACAGAGGAAGGUCUGGGAGGGCGGAGUCAAUAUUUGAGGGGCGUGGCCAGAGUUUUUAGGAGCUGGACAGUCAGGUCUACAGGUCGAGGAAGUCAGGGAGGAGCUUGGUUUAUGGACGUGGUUAUUAAAGUAAAGGAGAGGUCCCGUUGAGUUUCAGGGAUGAAGUCAAGGGAGCAGCCACUGAGUUUCUGCAAGGAAAGAGGGAGUCUGAGAAAUUUAAGGGUGCGGCCAGAGUGUUCGCCUGGGAGAAAUUAAAACCUGGGGUACGGGGUAACAGAGGCUGAGACCAGGUGGAGGCAUGCCAGAUUCCAGAAGCCUUGACAUCAAAAUCAGGGGACACUGCCUGGUGGAAAAGGGCGUGAUUUAAAGGUUAGGCGGGGCCGUAGGGGCGUGGUCAAAUGCAAGAGGUGGAGCCAACUUGGAGGCCUCGAAGGUACUCAACUAAGGAGUACGUGAAAAUGGACGAAGUCAGAAUGCCUGGCAGGCCGGAGAAGGAGCUUUGCAGGGAGGUAGCAGUCAAUUCUCAAGCGACUGAGUCAACUCA